UCAGACGAGACUUGAUAAUAUUCAUCAUGUAUUAGUACAGUUCAAAAGGAAAGUAGCAUUGCACCAGUCUCAAAAUAGAUUACUUACAGUAUGUUCUUACACAGAAGCAAAAGUAAAUUAAUGAACUUACAGUAUGUUCUUACACAGAAGCAUAUACAACUCUGUUUUUUGUUUUCAAAGCUUUUGACUCAUUUGGUUUAUAAUAAGUUCUCUCCUUCAUAGUCUCUCACAUCUCUCUCUCUCUCUCCAAGUACUACACUCACCUUCCAUACUCUAGCUCUCUCUCUCUCUCUCUCUCUCUUCCAACGUCCUCCAUGGCUGAAAAUGAAGAUGAUGUUGUCCUUCCUCGUUUCUUCAAGGUUUUCCUCUCAGAAACAGCCUCUGAAUCAAUGGCCAUCCCAAUGUCCUUUAAUGAGCAUCUUGAAGAUCCACUUCCACAGAAAGCUAAGCUCCAAGGCACUGGAGGUGGAGUUUGGACUGUGACCUUCACCACAAUACGUGACUGUGCUUAUUUCACAUCUGGAUGGUCCAAAUUUGCAGAGGACCAUGAACUCAAGGACGGUGAGUUCUUGACCUUUGUCUAUGACGGUCACCACACCUUUGAAGUGAGUGUCUUCGGUCAUGGUCGUUGUAAAGAGACAAGAGCUGUGGUGGAGACAGUGGACCUUUCUGAUUCUGGUGAAGAAGAAGAAGAAGAAGAUUCUUCAGUGGAAGAUGAUGGUGAAGUUGAAAAAGUGAGCCAGAGUAUCUAUCCUGUUGACAGCAACCAGACAGUAUCAGAUGAUGCAGUUGUUGCAUGGCUUUCGAGUAUGGAGGUCACUGGAAAUCCAUGCUUUACCACCAACCUCAAGCAGAGGACAUAUGAGCUGUUGAUUCCGGCAAAUGUGGUUAGAGAACAUGCGCUUACGUUUGGAGACAACAUCAAGUACAUUGAUGCAGAAGGGGUCAUGAAAGGGGUAAGAGGGAAGUGGGCUGAGGAUAGGGUUUGCUUCAAAGGAUGGGACAGUAUCUGUAGGAGGAACAGGCUUAAAGAGCGAGAUACAGUCAACUGCGAGAUGCUUCAUAUCAGGAAGAAAGUUCACUCAGUCAAAAUCACAGUCACAUGUGGUUGAGUCUCUUAUCAUCAGCUCAUCACCAUCAUUAUCAAGAUACAACGGGAGACAUGCUUAAAAAAAAAAGCCACAGAGGCAUUCCAUAGUAAGCAUUCAAAAUACAACAAAAACAUCAAUAAGUUCAUAACAGUCCUGAAACAAACAAACAUGACUGUUAUGAACUUAUUGAUGUUUCUGUUGUAUUUUGAAUGCUUAUUAUGUAGUGCCUCUGUGGCUUUCUUUUAACUAUGUUUCCUGUUGUAUCUUGCAUGCUUAUUAUGUAAUGCAUCUGUGAAUUUUUAAGUAUGUUUUUUAUAGUAUUUUGAAUGCUUAUUAUGUAAUGCAUCUGUGGAUUUUAAAGUAUGUUCCAUAUAGUAUUUUGAAUGCUUAGUAUGU
This is a messenger RNA of Brassica napus (rape), 1487 nucleotides long. RefSeq names its product B3 domain-containing protein REM20. The record is from RefSeq and is a predicted model, not a curated record. The transcript is spliced from 4 exons. Lineage: Eukaryota; Viridiplantae; Streptophyta; Magnoliopsida; Brassicales; Brassicaceae. The coding region runs from base 315 to 1112 and encodes 265 amino acids. Gene Ontology annotation, molecular function: DNA binding.